AUGACCGAAGUCGACGAAACCGCAAAACUAUGGAAAGUCAAUCGAACAAUCCACGAGCUAGUCAAAGAUAGAGGUUUUCAAGUUUCCGAUGACGAACUUUACAUGGAUCUCAACCGGUUUCGCCAAUUGUACGCAAAUAACAGCGGUGUAGUUGAUCGGAACCAGUUGAACUUCUACACGACGUCUAACACGAAUCCGACUGAUCAAAUUUUUGUUUUCUUUUCGGAAGAGCGAAGCGUUGGUGUAAAGACAAUGAGAAAGCUUCUUGGUAUCCUGGAGGAGAAGUCAAUACAACGCGGUAUCAUUGUCUUUCCAGGCAAUAUGACCCCGUCUGCUCGCAAAGUUAUUGUCGCUAUGUCCAACGACUAUCGAUUAGAGGAAUUCUCCGAGGCCGACUUGCUGGUUAACAUCGUGCAUCAUACCCUAGUACCCCGUCACGAAGUUUUGAGCCCGGAAGAUAAGAAAUUGCUACUGGAAAAAUACCGUCUCAAAGAGACUCAACUACCCCGCAUUCAACUAGCGGAUCCCGUUGCUCGAUACUAUGGACUCCGUCGAGGGCAGGUAGUCAAAAUUACACGGCCUAGCGAAACCAGUGGACGAUACGCAAGCUACCGCAUUUGCUUCUAG
This is a messenger RNA of Psilocybe cubensis, 627 nucleotides long. RefSeq lists its product as uncharacterized. Gene Ontology annotation, biological process: DNA-templated transcription. The record is from RefSeq and is a predicted model, not a curated record. The transcript has 6 exons. Gene Ontology annotation, molecular function: DNA binding; DNA-directed RNA polymerase activity. Bases 1 to 627 code for a protein of 208 amino acids. Gene Ontology annotation, cellular component: RNA polymerase III complex; RNA polymerase I complex; RNA polymerase II, core complex. Lineage: Eukaryota; Fungi; Basidiomycota; Agaricomycetes; Agaricales; Agrocybaceae.